Molecule: messenger RNA, 4293 nt
Organism: Bombus impatiens (common eastern bumble bee)
Lineage: Eukaryota; Metazoa; Arthropoda; Insecta; Hymenoptera; Apidae
Gene: Vha16
Product: V-type proton ATPase 16 kDa proteolipid subunit
Exons: 3
Coding region: 269-748 (159 amino acids)
Biological process (GO): proton transmembrane transport
Cellular component (GO): proton-transporting V-type ATPase, V0 domain
Molecular function (GO): proton-transporting ATPase activity, rotational mechanism
Source: RefSeq, a predicted model, not a curated record
AGACGCGACUGGAUUCGCUUGGAACGGUGUAGUCCGCAGUCGCGAACCAAUAGGAAGGGAAUAGACAUUACCGAGUUUCGGCAGGCUCUUCUUCUCUCACUCGUCACUCGUCACAUGACCCGCACUCCUGUACGGUAGGCCAUAUUUGACAGUGGCACUAGUUUAGCGAAGUGAGUGCGUGAAGAUCGCUCUUCAUCCCACGUUCGCGUUUUCGACAACCUGUAAAUACUCGUGAUCGAUUUGACCUACGAGUCUUAAACGCAUCAAAAUGAGCAGUGAAUAUUCAGAAGGAUCUCCUGUUUAUGCUCCCUUUUUCGGAGUAAUGGGUGCCGCCUCAGCCAUUAUAUUUUCUGCUCUAGGAGCAGCAUAUGGCACAGCAAAGUCAGGUACAGGAAUUGCAGCCAUGUCUGUUAUGAGGCCAGAACUUAUCAUGAAAUCUAUCAUUCCUGUUGUUAUGGCUGGUAUCAUUGCCAUUUAUGGCCUUGUAGUAGCUGUUCUCAUUGCUGGUGGUCUAGAAGAACCUAGUAAAUACAGUCUGUACAAGGGUUUUGUUCAUCUGGGUGCUGGCUUAGCCGUAGGUUUUUCUGGUCUAGCUGCUGGAUUUGCCAUUGGUAUUGUUGGUGAUGCAGGUGUAAGAGGUACCGCACAACAACCUCGCCUGUUUGUUGGUAUGAUCUUGAUUCUAAUCUUCGCAGAAGUAUUGGGUCUCUACGGUCUCAUCGUUGCCAUCUACUUGUACGCCAAGUAAAAUGAUUUUAGUAGCAGGAAUGCAAGACUCGUCGCCUGCAACCAACAGCGCUCCCCGACUAUUAAAAUAUUACGACUUGUUUCGACAUUUUACUUAAAAACAUUUUUUCCAUACAUACUCACAUCGACUCAUCUAAGCAUCCUUCUGUAAUACUGUAUUCAAGUUGAUAUAUUAGAGUCCAAGCAUUUAAUAAGUACAUAUUCAUUAUAUAAAUAACAUAAUUGUUGAAAAAUGCUGCAAGCAAGUAACAAGAGUGCUGAAAAUCUAAUUAAUUGAUUAAAUAUUUUGAAUUGAAAAAACAAAUAAUUCAGUCUUGCAGGAAGAGGAUGUAUGUACAGAAGAUAUGAAAAGCAACAGGCGACAGGGAGUUACACUGAGGAAAGACCCCAAAUAUCCCAUGUCGAACAUUUCUCUUUCACUGUAUAGUAAUCAUUUGUAGCGUAGUUUGACAUUGAAUUAUCAAUUAAGAUAAUCGGCUCUACUGAGUGUAUAAAGGAAAAAACUGUUAAUGAUAAAAGAAUAUUUAGCACAAUUACAUAUAUUAAACGCGAUUGAAGUGGCAGUAUACAGAUUGCAGAUGAACGUCUUUUAUGACAAACGUCUACAUAAAAUUAUAAUAUUUAAAUCAGAAAGUGGGAAAAAAAAAUGCAAGAUUGCAUGUAAGAAACAGCAUAAUAUGCAAUGGUUGUACAAACUAUAUCUUGAACAAAAAAAAGGAAAGAACGUAGAUAUUGUACAAUCGAAAUUAUAAGACACAAAGUAUAGUAUAUGGGAUGAAAUUUUAGAGAGGAAAAUGAAAUGAAUGUGAGUAGAAAAUGGACAGAUACAUGAUAGUAUUAAGUCAAUUCAGAGACUGCUGGACGUAUUAGGAAUUUGCACUUAUUAUGGUUUUGAAUAAUUCUGGGUGACUGCAUAGGCCAGCAGUAAUUCCCCUCUUUUAGCUGUAAACAUACUUAUUUCACGUUUCAUUAGAAAUAUAUAUACAUAUAUAUAUAUAUAAGUUAAUGAAGUGAAAGGUAUGUUAAGACAUCACAAAAAAAAAAAGAUUCCAUACGUUCCAGCAGAUGUAUGACUACCUAAGAAAGGGGUUACGAGAUAAUAAUGAUGAAAAAAAUCAUUUGUACAUUCCAUACUAAGUUCGUUUUGUGCAGGCGAGCGGGCGCUUGUAAUGGCGCGACAAAUGUAGGUUUUUUGGGAAAGAAAAAAAGAACAAAUUAUACGUUCGAUACUUCACAUUUUCUUUCGUGACAAUGUUUUUAAAUAAAUAUAUUUAUGGGGUUGAAAAACGAUGCAAACGAAACUUUUUUCGGAGGUUCAUUGUUAUAGGAGCUGACGGUGAACUCUGAUAUAUGUGUUAUGGCCUUUUAAUCGGCCACCAUCUCUCCCCGUAAUAAAUAUAUCGUGUCACGGUCGAGGACAAGAAUUCUUUGCGCCCGCUUGCCAAAUUUUAUUGACUGCGCAGUAUUUUCUAUCUAAAAAACAACAAAGCUCAACAUGUAGGCGCAUUUCCGGGAGAGAAAUAAACAUAUAAAACACUAAACAUUUCAAAACCAUUUCAGUUUACGAUAAUAGCGCAUGAAACCAAAAAGAUGCGAAUCCCAUUUCUUCGAAUUUAUCUGAUCGGCAAAAGAAGAAAAAAAGAAACAAAUGCACGAGUAAUAGGAGAAAAAAAUUUUAGCUUUGAGAUAUCCUUUUAUUAUUGAUUGAUUCUCGCUUGAAAAUAUACCUAUAUUAAAUUGCAUUGCUAAUAACAGUUUUUUGAACAAAUAGGCAUUAGAAACUCUAUUGCUUUCUUUUUUUUCAAAUUCUUAACAACGAUGAUAGAAAGAAACGGAGUAAAAAUGGCGUAAAGGAAAUGGAAGAAAAAUUGAACAUUUUUUGUGAAUAAUUCGUAACUAGCAGUAUAACACAAGUGAAACGCAAAUGCGAGCCGGGGAGCGGUGGUGGUGGCUUUCUGCAACGAGAUAGAAUGAAGGAAAGAUAGAGUGAUAGAGAGCGCAAGAGCGAUCUUCACUUUAAACAAAACACAACUUUAUAUUCGAACAAAAUGCAAAAAAGCACACGAAUAUAUUACGCCAAUUACCUCUGUUCCCCCUUCUUCCUGCCAUCCUAAAUAUGUUUCCUAUCUAUCUAAUAAUGAUAAUUAAAAGAAAAAGAAAGAAACAUCUGUUAUCUAAUCAUAAAUUGUUCCCGUGCAAUGUAUAUAUCACCCGCCAUGCUUUACACAAUACGAUUAAAAAGAGUUUUUUAGGCUAGAUUAGGUUGGGUAUUAAUUGUAUACCAAAAAAUCUUGUGUAGUUGAGAGCGAAAGUAAAAAUUGAUGUGCAAAUAGGCGUGUAUGUGUGUGUGUUGUGUGUGCGUGGUAAAGAAAGGAAGUCUGGUGAAUGCUAGUGUAUGUGAGGAAGAGUGAAUGAAAAAGCCCAAAAAGUAAAGAAAGGGAAAUAAAUGAGAAAAGAGCACUGGCAGAUGGAGGAAAGACACCGCUGUCACCGCCGCCGCCGCCCCUCAUGUACUAUCUUCCAGUGUUAUAUUAAAAAUAGACUCAUUGUUGAGCGCAAAAAAGUGAUACUGAUCAAUAAUAAUUAUUUAUGUUAUAAUUCGUCCUCGAUGUUACAGAAAAGAAAACCGUGUUUAAUAAAAAUUUAAUUUGGACAAACAGUAUCAGUACUCACUUGUGUAUCAUCGAAAAUUUACCUAGCUGUAUACACUAUAUUACUAGCGAUAAGAGUAAUUAAACGCAUGAUGACGAUCCAUUUUUUAUCACUGCCAUUCAAUUUAAAGAACCAUGCUUUCUAUAUUACAUCACUGGUACCUAAAUCGCGUCUCACUGCAACAUUGUUCGAUGUUUUACGUGUUCGAAGAAAAAGAAACAAAACCUAGAGAAUGAGAUAAAGAAAAAUUUGUGUAAAAAAGUAGCUGGAAAAAAGAAAGAAAAGUCAAUACGAUACAGAAGAAAGAAUAGUUUUAUUGAUUUGUCAAAACGUUUUAGUUUUAACCUUUUUUAACGAUCAAACGAUAUUUCAUCGGAUACUCAAUCUUAACAUACUUAUUCCUCGCUUGUGAAUAUAAAUGAUUGUUUACGUAAUGUAUUCAGUAAACGUUGAAAAUUGAAUUAACAUUGGACGAAAAUUACUGUUAAAACUGCAUGUGAAGGGAAAUGCAAAUUUGUUACGUAAUCGAACUUGUUCUACAGAUAGGAAAUUUUAUCUAUGCGGUCACACACACAUAUAUUCACAUAUCCCUAAAAACAUGUACACACAACCAUACAUGCAUACAUACGUGCGCAUAUAUAUAUAUAUAUACAUGUGCUGCGUAGCCGAAGUAAAAUCAGGUCGUACUCUAAAAUAAAUCGAUACCCAUCUUACUUUCAUUUAAAAUGGUACAACUAUCAUUGUUAAGCAGUUUAUCAGAUAAUAUAAUAUAAUUUGUUUGAGAAAUGUUAGUUGACUUGUAUCGAAAGUACAUAUAAAGCAAGUAUUGCUUUAAUGAUCGAUCCUUGCUAAUGUAAAUACCUUAAAAAAAAUAUAUCAAGAUAGAGUCUGUGA